Messenger RNA from Marmota monax (woodchuck), 2233 nucleotides. RefSeq names its product CD72 molecule (gene Cd72). The record is from RefSeq and is a predicted model, not a curated record. Gene Ontology annotation, molecular function: transmembrane signaling receptor activity. The transcript has 8 exons. Gene Ontology annotation, cellular component: plasma membrane. The coding region runs from base 133 to 957 and encodes 274 amino acids. NCBI's taxonomy places the organism in Eukaryota, Metazoa, Chordata, Mammalia, Rodentia, Sciuridae.
GAGGGCAAAGAGCUAAGAAGUGCAAUCACAGAGAUCACAGAAUCUAAGAGUGUGGAGAGAGGAGAGUGGCCAGGGAGGCUUGGGUCCUGUGGAUGAGAGGGGAGACUCCAGCCUGCAGAGGUGCUCAGGACCAUGGCUGACGCUAUUACCUAUGCAGACCUGCGGUUCGUGAAGGCACCUCUGAAAAAGAUUGUCUCCAGCCAGUUAGGAGAGGACCCAGAGGCCUAUGAGGAUGGGGAACUCACCUAUGAAAAUGUCCAAGUGCCCUCAGUCCCAGGGGGGCCCUCCGGCUUGGCCUCCUCUGGACUAGGGGACAAAUCAGGGUUUAAGUCAGAGCAGCUAACUGCGACCUGGAGCUCCGUGACGUCGCCGCCUGUUGGAAGGCUUCUCCCCUGUAGUCCAGCUUGCUUGCGAUACCUCCUGUUCAGCUUGCUCCUCACCUGCCUGCUGUUAGGGGUGGCUGCCAUCUGCCUGGGAGCCCGCUAUCUGCAGGUAUCUCAGAAACUCCAGCAGGUGAGCAGUGUUCUGGAAGACACUAAUAGCAGCCUUCAGGAGCAGCUUCACCUAAGGAUAACUCAGCUGGGGCAGAAGGAAGAGAAUCUGCAAGAGUCCAAGAGAAAGCUGGCCCAGAGUCAGGAAGUGCUACAGGUGGCGCAGGAAAAUCGCCAGGCUGCUGAGGGGAAGCUAAAGGACUGCCAGUUGGACAAGGAGAAGACCCAGGAGACUUUGCAAAGGGAGGAGGAUCAGAGGAGGGCCUUGCAGGAGAGGCUACACAACAUGCAGGACACACUGAAACCCUUCUUUACAUGCUCCCAACAAGGCCAUUGCUGUCCAGUGGGAUGGAUACUGAAGGAGAAUCGCUGCUUUUACUUCUCAUCUAUUCGUCAGACUUGGACGAAGAGCCAAAACUAUUGUAAAUCUCUAUCCUCCAACCUGGCCACAUUCAGUGAGACAUGAUUACUCAUAUCAGCUCAUCGGAGAACCUAUAUUUUCACAUGGUGGUCUCUAUCCAUAUUGGAUUAGCUCCACCUCUAAUAAGGACCAAUGGAGGACUUCUGGUUUACAUAAUUAUGGGUAAGUUGGUGAGGACUUUUUGGCAUUUUGAAUUCCAUAAUCCCCUCAUAAAGACAUAGUAAAAAAAUUUCUUCCCCAACUCCAGCUCCCAAAUUUCUUCUAUAAAUCAAUACUGUAACUGCCUAUUUUUUUUUAUUCCCCCUAUUUGAUUAAUAACUUUAGAGCAGUCUUAUUCUCUGUUCUAUCUUUGGUGUCUAGAAGUCCCUGGCAUAAUUAAAAAAAAAUUACUAGGUUGGGAUCCAUGUCAUCUUUCAGAGGGAGAAGCUGAGAAUUUAGCUAGGGCUUCACAGCCAAAGGGACACCUGCAUUCUGACUCCCCAUCCCUUACAAGGCUGCCCAAACUGGGGUCAUACUUUCUCAGUCCAGGCCACCUGGGGCAUAAGAGCCAUCCCAAGGAAGUGAACAAGGGAGCAGUGGAGUAGCUUUGAGAAUCACACUUAAGGACUGUGAAACAGAGUGGCCACAUCCUUAUGUUCCCUAUCUGGAGUUUUCAUCUUUAAGAUUUGGGUAAUUUUUUUCUGCCCUGGACUUAAAGCCUUUUGUAGCUGGAGUCUAGAAAUCUGCCUCUGAACCAUGCCCAGAUAUGGACAUAGGCUAAGUUUUAUGCAUAGCAAGAUGAGAGAUGGUAGGAUUGAUUAGAAGGGGUCCAGAGCAUUUCCCACUUCUAAUCAUUCUAAGUCUUGUCCUUAAGCUCAGGAUGCAUCAAGAUACAAAAAGGACAUUAUUCACGGUGGUAUAUACAGUCAGAGACAUGUACAAGUUCCCUUCCCUUCAUCUGUGAGCAGUCAUCUUUCAGGUUUCCAGAUGGGGACCAUUCUUUGCAAUGAAUGGGACACUCAUGCUAACAAGAGCUUGUGACUCUGAUCCCUAACCUGUGGCCUGCACAUCCAAGAUUGUCAUCCCCAGGCAUCCCCCAAGUGUGGGCAUUGCCAAUCAAGGACUGAUCCACACCUGACACUUCUAGCCAGCCUGCUCGAAAACCUGUCCCAGAAACUGGACUGAUCCUGGGAAGAGGAUAAAGAAGCCUCUAGAAGGGACUUUGACCCCCCUCAAGAACCUCCCAUACUGGAAAUGGGUGGGGGGAGCAGGGCGCAAGGGCUGAGUGGAUGGGGCGGCCCGGAGCCAGCCAGGCAGUUUUUAUUGAAAUAUUUUUAAAUAA